CGCCGCCUCUACAUUUACUACCUAGGGAGUGAUCUGUGGGGAGCAUUCGUAGGUAGAGACAUGAAUGGUGUUAUCUCACUCUCUGGCCGUAGUACGCCUUCACUAGGCAUACGUCUGUCUCGCCCAACUUCUGCUGGAUUAUAUAAAUCUCGAUGCCGUUCCCCGACCCGCGGACGCUGUGUCUGGCGAAAUGAUGACCUAUACAGCUCCUUCGUCUUCCACAUUGUCGGUGUUUUCUCGACCGUUUGUCAUCGUGGCCGUGUCGUAUCGCUUUCCACUGCGCAAACAAGCUGUUGAUGC
Messenger RNA from Aplosporella prunicola CBS 121167, 300 nucleotides. RefSeq lists its product as uncharacterized. The transcript is spliced from 2 exons. Lineage: Eukaryota; Fungi; Ascomycota; Dothideomycetes; Botryosphaeriales; Aplosporellaceae. The record is from RefSeq and is a predicted model, not a curated record. Bases 61 to 297 code for a protein of 78 amino acids.